AGCAUACUUUAAUUUCAGAUGGGGCCGAAGAAAGAGAUGAAGAAGUAUGAUGUAAAUGAGAAAGUGCUCUGUAAACAUGGUCAGUAUUACUAUGAAGCGAAAAUCACAGAGAUUGCUGAAGAAGAUGGAGAAACAGUGUACAUCGUUCACUAUCAGGGUUGGCACAAAAGAUACGAUGAAAGGAUAACAGCAAGUGAAACCGCGGAGAUGUUUCUUCCGUUUACCGAGGAAAAUGUGGCGAGAUGCAAGAAGGAAAUACAGGAAGCUUCCGCAUCAAAAAGUAAGAAAAGGAAGACAAAAGACGCAAACGAAGAUGAAGGCCGCAAAAGUGACGCUGGAAGUCGUGCUUCCACCCCAAACAGUGUUGCUCGCUCGGCCUCUGUGACAACUCCAUUGCGAGCGAAAAUUGCCAAAAAGCGAGCUGAAGCGGGAUCAGAUAGUCCUGCAGCUACAUCGACAACUACAACAAACGAAGCUGAAAAUGCAAUGCCUAUACGUGAGCGUGACCCAGCUCUGCUACAGGAAUUAGAUAAAUUGAACGACAUGCCUGCGUGCCUUCUCCAAAUACUCGUCGAUGAUAGCGAUAUUAUGACCCGUCAGCGCAUGGUCUCCCGUUUGCCUGCACGUCAUACCGUUGAUUCGAUCAUAGAUGAUUAUUGCGCCGAGAUUGGCUUCUCACCAAAGGAAGGCGAGGAUAGUUCCAUUGCGGAUUCACCUGCUGGGUUAGGAAGUAGUGCUGUGGGGUUGCGUGACUUUUUCAAUGGAGUUUUGGGUUUUCAACUCCUGUAUAAGUUUGAACGACCCCAAUAUGCAGCUGAACUUGAAAAGGCAGUUGGCUCCAGUGACGCUGUGUCAAGGAAAAGAAAAUCUAACGCAACACAAGAAGAGAACAGCAGCGCUUUGGUCCCGUCAAAGCUUUACGGGCUUCCUCAUCUGCUUCGGUUGAUAGUUCGACUAGCCAGCCUUUUGCGUGAUGUCCCUUGGAACGAUAACGUUUUCCGGUCACGUUCUCCCGUAGUCGGUAAGAAUUUACCAGGGAAAGCGAAGACGCUAUCUGUGAGAGAUAUAAUCAAAAGUACUACAGUAUCGAAAAGGAUUAUGAGAAUACAACGCCGGAAUAUCAAAAAACCGCUUGGGCAUCUACAUCGUGAGCAGCUAUCUUUACCAUCAUAAUUGGUCUCACUUGUCUACAAAGCCAGUAUCGUGAAGAAGUACUGUCAUAAUCAUGUCCAAAUUUGUAAUUAUUUAUGCGCUGAUAAUAUGACCUGUUCUUACGAUAUUUGGUAAAGAUAUACGCGUGUGAGGAUAUUGGUUCUGUUUGUUUGAUUGCUUGCUAGAUUGCAUCUUAUUGUUAUAUACUAUUGAUACAUUUCCAGCACUACUUACUCGAAGUGUCUAUUACAGCGUUUUACAAGUCGUUUUGUAAAGAGUAAGAAGUGUUAGUUUGCCCUAUCAUAUUCUCAUUAAAAUACUAGUUUUUUGUGUAAUUGGGCUGUAUGAUGUUUUAAUUUCCGAUUUUUCAGUCGUGUAUAGUUUCGUAUGUGGAAAUGUUAG
Messenger RNA from Cylicocyclus nassatus, 1554 nucleotides. NCBI's taxonomy places the organism in Eukaryota, Metazoa, Nematoda, Chromadorea, Rhabditida, Strongylidae. The record is from the annotation of a GenBank genome assembly.